Acanthamoeba castellanii str. Neff is the source of this 420-nucleotide messenger RNA. RefSeq names its product typeII DNA topoisomerase. Gene Ontology annotation, cellular component: nucleus. Gene Ontology annotation, molecular function: ATP binding; DNA topoisomerase type II (double strand cut, ATP-hydrolyzing) activity; DNA binding. Lineage: Eukaryota; Discosea; Longamoebia; Acanthamoebidae. Gene Ontology annotation, biological process: sister chromatid segregation; resolution of meiotic recombination intermediates; DNA topological change. The record is from RefSeq and is a predicted model, not a curated record. The coding region runs from base 1 to 420 and encodes 139 amino acids. The transcript is spliced from 3 exons.
AUGGAACACUAUGCCAAGAGGAAAGAGUGGCAGCUGAAGACGAUGAGCAACGAGCUGCUGAUGAUAAGCAAUCAAGCCAGAUUCUACGAGCUCGUCACCGAGGGCAAGUUGACAGUGAUCAACCAAAAGAAGGAAGCCUUGCUGGGCAAGCUGCGGGAGCUGAACUUCACUCCUCUCAAUUCGGGUGAGAGUGUCGGUGAAGAGCCCUCGUCUUCUACCGGGUUUGACUACCUCCUUCGCGCUCCGCUCUGGAACCUCACGCAGGAGCGCAUAGAGCAGAUGAAAGAGAAGCACAACAAAAAACGGGUGGAGGUGGAGAUCCUGCACCGGAGGCAGCCAACGGACAUCUGGCAGGAAGAACUGCGUGAGCUGGGCGACUACUUCCAUGACCUGGCCAAGAAGGACGCGCGUCGUCACUGA